AAAAAAAGAAGAAAAAAAAGAGGCAGAGAAAGACUCAGGGACUAGAGAGCGAGCCGCAAGGAAGUCGGGGCAGUCGAAACCCCCCUCUCCAUCCCAGCGCAUCGCAUCUCCGCCGAGCUUGAGGGCACGCCGGGGACCCCUCCCCAGAGCCGGCCGGACCCCAGGUGCCGAGGCCUUGGGGAGCGCGGGGCGUCCCGGGUCGCGGUGCCCUCGGGACGAGACAGCCCGUGGCAGUGCCACCACCGCAGCCGCCGGGAGAUCUCCAAGCGGCGAUCUCCAAGCGCUGCUCUGCUCGGCCGCGGGCCAGGAGGGGAGGGUCCGGCCUUGCCCCGCAGGCGUCCAUUGGCGGCUUUCCCCGGCCUCAGCGCCAUGCCGCGGGCCGUGUGAAAGGCAGCAGCACCGAAACCCGCAGGUGUCCGCGGGCGCGCCAAGCCCUUUUGGGUAGGGGGCGCCUUACUCGCUAUGCUGCAAGGGCCCCGGGCCUUGGCUUCGGCCGCUGGGCAGACCCCGAAGGUGGUGCCUGCGAUGAGCCCCACAGAGCUGUGGCCAUCCGGCCUCAGCAGCCCCCAGCUCUGCCCGGCUACUGCUACCUACUACACACCGCUGUACCCGCAGACGGCGCCUCCCGCAGCGGCGCCAGGCACCUGUCUCGACGCCACUCCUCACGGACCCGAGGGCCAAGUUGUGCGAUGCCUGCCGGCAGGCCGGCUGCCGGCCAAAAGGAAGCUGGAUCUGGAGGGGAUUGGGAGGCCCGCCGUCCCUGAGUUCCCAACCCCCAAGGGGAAGUGCAUCAGAGUGGAUGGCCUCCCCAGCCCCAAAACCCCCAAAUCCCCCGGGGAGAAGACUCGGUAUGACACCUCGCUGGGGCUGCUCACCAAGAAGUUCAUUUACCUCCUGAGCGAGUCAGAGGAUGGGGUCCUGGACUUGAACUGGGCCGCUGAGGUGCUGGACGUGCAGAAGCGGCGCAUCUAUGACAUCACCAACGUGCUGGAAGGCAUCCAGCUCAUCCGCAAGAAGGCCAAGAACAACAUCCAGUGGGUAGGCAGGGGAAUGUUUGAAGACCCCACCAGACCUGGGAAGCAGCAACAGCUGGGGCAGGAGCUGAAGGAGCUGAUGAACACGGAGCAGGCCUUGGACCAGCUCAUCCAGAGCUGUUCUCUGAGCUUCAAGCACCUGACUGAGGACAAGGCCAACAAGAGGCUGGCCUAUGUGACUUACCAGGAUAUCCGUGCUGUCGGCAACUUUAAGGAGCAGACAGUGAUUGCCGUCAAGGCCCCUCCGCAGACGAGACUGGAAGUGCCUGACAGGACUGAGGACAACCUGCAGAUAUAUCUCAAGAGCACCCAAGGGCCCAUCGAAGUCUACCUGUGCCCAGAGGAGGUACAGGAGCUGGACAGUCCUUCCGAGGAGCCUCUCCCCUCUACCUCCACCCUCUGCCCCAGCCCUGACUCUGCCCAGCCCAGCAGCAGCACCGACCCUAGCAUCAUGGAGCCCACAGCAUCCUCAGUGCCAGCACCAGCGCCAACCCCCCAGCAGGCCCCACCGCCUCCAUCCCUGGUCCCCUUGGAGGCUACUGACAGCAUGCUGGAGCUGCCGCACCCACUCCUGCAGCAGACUGAGGACCAGUUCCUGUCCCCAACCCUGGCGUGCAGCUCCCCUCUGAUCGGCUUCUCCCCAUCCUUGGACCAGGACGACUACCUGUGGGGCUUGGAGGCGGGUGAGGGCAUCAGCGACCUCUUCGACUCCUACGACCUUGGGGACCUGUUGAUUAAUUGAGUGGCCCUGCCUUCCCCCAGCAGCCUGCCCCUGACUCUACCUCCUCACAGACAGGCUGACAGCCCCUCUGCCUGCACAGGGACAUUGGACACUAGGUGCUGCCCUCAGUGCAUGGGGUCUCCUCGCCUUUCCCGCCCCAGCUGGCAGAAGCUGUGUGGGGAGAUGUGAAUGGUACGGGUGAGGAGUGGAUAAGGGGUGGGUCCUCACCUUCCUAAUGGAAGCUGGGCCUGGGGAGGCCCAUCCAGUCUUCUGACUUCUGACCUCUCACGAGAAGACUGCAGGUGAGGUGGCCAAGUCCAGGGAAAGGCCCUGCUACCUCCUUUUGAGGGGUAAUUAGGACCCUCGACGUACCAAGAAGCACGUAAUGCCUUUGUAUUUA
Molecule: messenger RNA, 2155 nt
Organism: Pongo pygmaeus (Bornean orangutan)
Lineage: Eukaryota; Metazoa; Chordata; Mammalia; Primates; Hominidae
Gene: E2F2
Product: E2F transcription factor 2
Exons: 7
Coding region: 463-1776 (437 amino acids)
Biological process (GO): regulation of transcription by RNA polymerase II
Cellular component (GO): RNA polymerase II transcription regulator complex
Molecular function (GO): protein dimerization activity; DNA-binding transcription factor activity, RNA polymerase II-specific; RNA polymerase II cis-regulatory region sequence-specific DNA binding
Source: RefSeq, a predicted model, not a curated record